Castor canadensis (American beaver) is the source of this 3265-nucleotide messenger RNA. The record is from RefSeq and is a predicted model, not a curated record. NCBI's taxonomy places the organism in Eukaryota, Metazoa, Chordata, Mammalia, Rodentia, Castoridae.
AGAUGGUGUGUCUAAGAAACUUCAAAAGGUGUAGACCUCCUGAUUGAAGCACAGCAGAUUUAUUUGACUCAUUUUUUCUUUAAUAUUUCUGUACUCAAACAAGGGAAAGUCAUGAUUACACUAACAGAGCUAAAAUGUUUAGCAGACGCCCAGUCAUCUUAUCACAUCUUAAAACCCUGGUGGGACGUCUUCUGGUAUUACAUCACUCUUAUCAUGCUGUUGGUGGCUGUGCUGGCUGGAGCUCUCCAGCUUACCCAGAGCAGGGUUCUGUGCUGUCUUCCAUGCAAAGUGGAGUUCGACAAUCACUGUGCCGUGCCUUGGGACAUCCUGAAAUCCAGCAUGAACACCUCCUCUAAUUCUGGGAUGCCACUUCCGUUGCCCCUCCGAAUCCAGAAUGACCUCCACAGACAGCAGUACUCCUACAUCGAUGCUGUCUGUUACGAGAAACAGCUCCAUUGGUUUGCAAAGUUUUUCCCCUACCUGGUGCUCUUGCACACUCUUAUCUUUGCAGCCUGCAGCAACUUUUGGCUUCACUACCCCAGUACCAGCUCCAGGCUGGAGCAUUUUGUGGCCAUCCUUCACAAGUGCUUUGAUUCUCCGUGGACCACCCGUGCCCUGUCAGAAACGGUAGCGGAGCAGUCAGUGAGGCCCUUGAAACUCUCCAAGUCCAAGAUUCUGCUUUCAACCUCAGGGUGUUCAGCUGAUGUUGAUUCCAGUAAGCAGUCAUUGCCCUACCCACAGCCAGGCUUGGAGUCAGCUAGUAUAGAAAGCCCAACUUCUAGUGUCCUGGACAAGAAGGAGGGUGAACAAGCCAAAGCCAUCUUUGAAAAAGUGAAAAGAUUCCGUAUGCAUGUGGAGCAGAAGGACAUCAUUUAUCGGGUAUAUCUGAAGCAGAUAAUAGUCAAAGUCAUUUUGUUUAUCCUCAUCAUAACUUAUGUUCCAUAUUUUUUAACCUACAUCACUCUUGAAAUCGACUGCUCAAUUGAUGUGCAGGCUUUUACAGGAUAUAAGCGCUACCAGUGUGUCUACUCCUUGGCAGAAAUAUUUAAAGUCCUGGCUUCAUUUUAUGUCAUUUUGGUAAUACUUUAUGGACUCACCUCCUCCUACAGCUUGUGGUGGAUGCUGAGGAGUUCCCUGAAGCAGUAUUCCUUUGAGGCACUAAGAGAAAAAAGCAACUACAGUGAUAUCCCAGAUGUCAGGAAUGACUUUGCCUUCAUCCUUCAUCUGGCUGAUCAGUAUGAUCCUCUUUAUUCCAAACGCUUCUCCAUAUUCUUGUCAGAGGUCAGUGAGAACAAACUGAAACAGAUCAACCUCAAUAAUGAAUGGACGGUUGAGAAACUGAAAAGUAAGCUUGUGAAAAACUCCCAGGACAAGAUAGAAUUGCAUCUUUUCAUGCUCAGUGGUCUUCCAGACAAUGUCUUUGAGUUAACUGAAAUGGAAGUGCUAAGCCUGGAGCUCAUUCCCGAGGUCAAGCUGCCUUCCGCAGUCUCGCAGCUGGUCAACCUCAAGGAGCUUCAUGUGUACCAUUCAUCCCUGGUGGUCGACCAUCCUGCACUGGCCUUUCUAGAGGAGAAUUUAAAAAUCCUCCGCCUGAAAUUUACUGAAAUGGGAAAAAUCCCACGCUGGGUUUUUCACCUGAAGAAUCUCAAGGAACUUUAUCUGUCAGGCUCUGUCCUCCCUGAGCAGUUGAGUGCUGUGCAAUUUGAGGGCUUUCAGGACUUAAAGAACCUGAGGGCCCUCUACUUGAAGAGCAGCCUAUCUCGCAUCCCCCAAGUCAUUACAGACCUCCUGCCUUUGCUGCAGAAGCUGUCUCUGGAUAACGAAGGAAGUAAACUGGUUGUGUUGAACAACUUAAAAAAGAUGGUCAAUCUGAAAAGCCUAGAACUGAUCAGCUGUGACCUGGAACGCAUUCCACACUCCAUUUUCAGCCUGAACAAUUUGCAUGAGUUAGACCUAAAGGAAAACAACCUUAAAACUGUGGAAGAAAUCAUUAGCUUUCAGCAUCUCCAGAAUCUUUCCUGCUUAAAGUUAUGGCACAAUAAUAUUGCUUAUAUUCCUGCCCAGAUUGGGGCAUUGUCUAACCUAGAGCAGCUCUCCCUGGAUCAUAACAAUAUUGAGAAUCUGCCCUUGCAGCUUUUUCUAUGCACCAAACUCCAUUACUUGGAUCUAAGCUAUAACCAUCUGACCUUCAUUCCAGAAGAAAUCCAGUAUCUGAGUAAUUUGCAGUACUUUGCUGUGACCAACAACAAUAUCGAGACACUACCAGAUGGGCUGUUUCAGUGCAAGAAACUGCAGUGUCUGCUUUUGGGGAGAAAUAGCCUGAUGGAUUUGUCCCCUCAUGUAGGUGAGCUGUCAAACCUCACACAUCUGGAGCUCAUUGGUAAUUGCCUGGAAACACUGCCUCCAGAGCUGGAAGGGUGUCAGGCCCUGAAGCGGAGCUGUCUGGUCGUCGAGGACGGCUUGCUCAGCACCCUUCCUCUGCCUGUGGCAGAGCGUCUGCAGGCGUGCUUAGAUAGAUGUUGACCAACCAGACCAGAGAGCGGGCCACAACGCAUUUCUGAAAGUCCGCCCGGGACUUUACAUGAAAACAGAAUGUCCUAAGCUGUAAAGAGAAGAGUGGGGGCAGUUACUACACGCUGUAGCCGUCUCUCCCUAACGCAAUGCAGUGUCUAGGCCUAAGUCAAACAGAUAAGAAGAGUCAACAUCCCCCUGGAAUUCUGGGAAUAGCUGGCAUUUACCUUACUGAGGUGUGCUGUAAGAAGCACAUAUUGAAGGUAGAGUGAGAGACAUGAACUUAACAGAUCUUACCUUGCAGCUUUUACCUGAGGAUCAGAGAAGUUUCUUCUUCUGUCCCCAGGCCCUAUCACUUAUUUGCACAAUUGUUUUAACUGACUUCCUUUUUGGUAUUUAUCACCAAGUCAUAAAAACUCAUUAGUAUAAAUUCCCUUGAUGUAUACUCACCACUGUCUAUGAUUUGUUUUCUAACAUUUUUUAGGUAGGGAAUAUUGUGCUUGGCAGCAUUCCUUUUUCGCUUAAUUUUUACUUCCUUUCCCAGCUUGCUUAAGCCUUCCUUAAUCUGGUUUUUCUGAACAACAGUGAAGCUCCCUGAGAAAAUGCCUGCCUUUGGCCUUUGUGUAGAACAGGAGCCAGGAUACUGAAGACAUAUCAUCCUUUGGGCAUCCUAAAAAUUGAUCUAUUCCUGAAAUUUUCCUCUUCAUCUAGCAUCAAAGCCUUUUUUAUUUGUUAAGACUUUUUAUAUGAAAUA